GUCACACCCCCUCGCCUUAUCUUAGUACGCCCCCGAGACCCGUGGGCGAACAACAAUAUUUAAGGAGUUUGAUGCCGCCCCGCCACACCAGCUAAUAAGAUAUGGAGACUACACGAUCACUGAAAUGAACAGUCACUGUUUAAAGAGUUAAGAAUCCCGAGAUUACCAGCAGGAUCUGGAUCUGAUCUGAACUAUGGAUGAAGACGGAGACACCAACUGAGGGGAAAAAUAACGGGGUCCCUUUAAGAUGACACGUACAGACCCCCCUGAUAUAUUAACAUCAACUUUGUAUCAAGACAUAAAAAUUAGCCCUAACUCUGGGUUCUCACAGUAUUCUGUAUCUUCUAAACAAUGUGAUUCCCAAAUGGUUGGCCCACUGGAUCAAAACUUUGAAACCAUUAACAAAAGACAUUGCCGUAGCUUUGACUUCAUUGAGUCUCUGGAUGAUCCAAAGACCUUUAACUCAUCCAUGGAGUAUCCUUACCGGUCUGAUCAACAUACAGUAAAUAAGGAUGCUGUUUGGAAUGGCAUUGGACAGCAGGGACACUUACGUUUUUCCUCUCCGGAUCUGUUCAACUCAAGACUCUCCCAACAACAAAUUAGCACAGACAAAGGCAAUGACACAGCAAGGACUAGUGCUCAUGGCAAGCCUCACUCAAAAAGUGCUCCAAGGGUUCGAGCCACCUUGACCCCUAUACCCAUCACAGUCUCCCCACCUGCAACCAUGAGGCGUCGAUCUCCAGUGGAUCCCCAGAGGAGACCUGAAGGUUUACCAAAUCGAGAAAACUCCCAUUCAACAAACAGGGCUUUAGUUAACGAGGUUCAUCCUAUCAAGCUACAACCUCAAACGCCCCUGUAUGUUUCUGAUUGUUUUGAGGAGAACAAACAGGAGACGCUAACACAAGCUAACACUCCCCAUGUCAGAUGCCGUGUUGAUAUUAAGCCAGAUGCCUCAGUUCUCCAGCACACUGCAAGAAAGGUGUCUACUCACAGAAGUAAUGUUCCCUGGCAGCUCUCUUCUGCAUCAGGGAUCAGGAACCUUUCUUUUCCAAGUCAGAUAUCCACCUGUAGAACACCUACUCCUAGUGAGUGUUACAGCAUGGACUACAGGCCAGCAUAUCAGUAUCCAAACAGCAUGUCCAGUAGUUACAUUCAGCCUGGAGAGAUCUCUUUUGGAAGGGCUUCUCCUAGAGACUCAAGGGAAUACAGAACACUGUCUAACCCAAACAUUCCAACCAAGUUCUUCUACACAGACAAUCCUUGCAGGUAUCCAGCUCAGCCACCCAGUAGAACAUAUUAUCAGGAUGACCAAUACAGUAUUAACAGCAGUACCAGCCAAAAUCCCUCCCUCAGUAAUCAGUAUGCACUUGACCCAAGGACUCGCUGGGUUCAUACAUUGCCAAUGCGUUCAUACUAUGGUGAUUCUCAUCAUGAACCCAUGAAUGGAUUCUACAAUAGACAAUGUUCAGUGAGUGAGCCAGGGCCAUACUUCCUAUCUACCCCUCAGACUGAAACAUACUUUCAGGAGGAUCCAAGAGCAUUUGCCUUUCCCUCUGACCCUUCAAAGAUGUUAUAUACACGGCCUUGCCAUUACCCAGCAGAAUUAAACAUUCCUAUGGGAGGAUACCAUACAGAGGGACGCCACCGCCCACGUACAUCCCAGGUCUUUUCAGACGACUGGCACCGGUCAAGCAUUGCUACAUAUUCCAGUCAGUAUGCAUCCUCACAGGCAACCCCUCAGCGGGUCCCAUCGUUAAGACCAUGGUAUCCCAAUGACUUUACUGAGCCAAGCCGUUUAGGCGCAGAUGUCAGGAAUUACUCAAAAUCUUGGGACAACAUUCUCAUUCCUCACAUGGACAGAGAACAUGGUAUUUCACGAGGCAGGAGCUAUGAGAACCUUCUCCAUCACGGGAGGCCAGGAGUUCCUUCUAAUAAUAGUCAACAACCAGUUAUUGUGAACCUUUCUAGUUCGCCCAGACGUUAUGCUGCAUUGUCCCUCUCAGAAAACUGUCUGGAGAAAUGUGCUGGUGACAGGCAAAACAGUGCAGGGCGGCACUGGUUUGUAACCCCAGAGAUUACAAUCACUGAUAAUGACAUCCGUGCAGCAAACAGCCUCAAGAGAAAUGGGGGAUCUAGUGGAUCUCAAACUGCAAACACACAUAACAUACAGAGACCUGCAAACCCACCUGAACCCACAGAGAGGAAAAGUAAUAAUUAUUCCCUACAGCAAAGUCUUGAACAGCUUGACGAGCUGCUCGCUGACUUAGUCAUUGAUUACAAACCUCAAAAUAGCAGGCGACCAAGCAAGGAUUUGAUAGACCAACUCAAACAAUUGAUUAAAGAUGACACAAAAGAAGGGAAGAGAGAAACAGAUCAAGAGGAUUCAGGACUUUUGAAUACAGACUCUUCAAAGACCAGCCCAGAUACACUUAAAGAUCCAGAUAGUGGUUGUGAGGGGUUUCAGAGGAGCGUUGAGGACAUCUCUUUGAACCAUAUGACAGAUGAGGAUGACACUAUGGUGUGCUCCAACAGGAAAUGCUUACAUAAAGACACUACUUUCAAUGCUUUCUUGUACUUCAAGUCCUGCCACAGCUGUUAUACCCACUACUGUUCCAGAAACUGUAGGCGAGAAGACUGGGACACACAUAAAGAAAGCUGUCUUUAUGGCCACAUCAGUAGCAUUUGCAGACAUAUACUAAAACACUGUCGAGAGAACUCUGAGGUUCAUAAAGCCUUUUCACGCAUUGCUCGGGUGGGGUAUCUGUCGCGUGGGAGGGGAGUUAUGUUUCUGGGUUUUCAAAACCCAGCGUCUGCAGAUAACUUUCUCCAGGUUGGUCUUAAGAGCCUUAUGAUUUCUCCGACAUAUCUGUCAGUUAGAGAGCUAGACAGUUUCAAAGACAACCUUGGGGAAUACUGCAAAGAGUUGCAGCAUGCAGGCAAGGAGUAUGACCCCACUGAAUGUUUCCUCUUGAAUGUAUCCAUAGCUGUUGGAGACUUAGUGCCUAAACUUCCUUCACCUAAAUUGCAAACACCAACAGUUCGCAAGUAUGCCAAGGUCUCAUUAGCCUCCUCAAGCCCAGAUAAGAAAAUCUUUAAGAAAGAAUGUGAAAUGGAAACACUAAUUCUCACUCCGCCUCCUGGGACAUCAGACAUCGACAAGGAGGGCCAAGAGGGCAGGAAAGCAAGAGAGAUAUGUUUCAUUAACAUCCAAAGGGAACUUCGUACCCGAGGGGUCUUCCUUCGCCACGAGUUCCCACAAAUAUACAACCAGCUUUGCGAGUUUGUUGAGAGCAACAAAAGAUUCACUCCUACCACCAUCUAUCCCAUAGACAAGAGAACAGGAAAACAGUUCAUGUGUAUGAUCAUGGCAGCAUCUGAACCAAGAAUGCUGGAUUGGGUUGGUGCACCACACCUUUUAGAUGACAUUAUAUAAGCCUAUGCAUCCAGUGUAAUCGAGCAUUUGACUAAUGAAUUUAGAUAUGUAUUUUAAUAGUGAUAUAAAUAUAUGACUAUUUAUUGUUUUCUUUUUUUUUUUUUCCUGUCUGCCACCAAAUACUAAAAUAAGAUUUGCUUGUGGGAUAAAAUGCUAUGUAUAGUACUGAAUAGGAGAUAUGAGUACUUAUGCUUUGUCUUAAAAUCUGCCCCUGUUAAAAUCUGUUAGAAAUUACUAUUUUUUUUAUGAUGAUGUUUCUUGAGCUAGUGUGUUGCAUUGAGGAUAUAACAUAUAAGAAACCUUUGGAAACCCUCAGGAGAGAGUCAGCUUUUCUCUUACAAUACAGUAGUAUUGUAAAAAUUCCAGGGUCUUUAGGCCCUUGUGAGAAUGAAAAUGCACUUGCAUGAAGAAUGCAUGCUGGCAAGGAAAAUGCAAAUUCACUUUAAAUUUUGAGAUGGUUGGCCAUUUCUUUAAAACAAAUUAUACUUGUAGAUCAGUAUUGCAGAUAACAGCAUAAUAUCAGGUACCUUCUUUUUAUGGAUAAAGUUAAAUAAACUGCUUAACUGAAGAUUCACUGUAUUGUACAUGGCAACUGCUUUCUGUAUUGUGUUUAUGGAGUAUUAUAUCUAUUUACAUGGUUAAAUCAGCUGAAAAGCAACUUUUAACACUUCAUAACAGGAAAACCUGCACAUUCGAAUGAAAUAAAAAAAGAUUACUUACUAAUCUUUUCAUCUGAAAUGGAGUGGUCCACCGAUAUAUCGCAGAGGCCGAUAAAUCGGCCUAUAUUCUGACUUUUUUAAUUAUUGGCAUGGGUUGAUACAUUAUCCUGUUUGGCCGAUUUGUUUCUUAAGGGCGCCGAGAAUCGCCUGCUUGCAUGUGAAGUGACUGAGACAUGUAAACGACCAGUCACGGUUUGUUUUGUUACAUGCCAUCGUGUUACUACAAUAAUAGACCUGUGUACAACACAGUGUCAUUUAAACGGCCCGCAUAUCAGAGCUGCGGCAGAUGCGUUUGAGCUCAUAAUGUUAAAGUGCUCUCCUGUUUCAUUCUCCCUCUCUCUCCUCAACAGUUCCCAGUAACUUUUAACUGUCUUGUCUAAUGAUAAAAAGGCAAAUAUAAAUAAAAGAAAUAUCAUAUAUCGUCUGUAAAUAUGCGCAUAUCUCGUUUAAACAGAUGGGCAAUAUCAGUGUUAUGGAUGUGACAUUUACAGUGAAAAUGUGAAAUUUAACUUCAUAUAAAGUACUCAAUACCAGUAUAUCAAACAAUUUAUAUGUAUAAUCAUAGACCCCUGCAGACAGAGUACAGACAUCAGAAAAAUUUCAGUCUAGACAAGUUUUUUUCCAGUUUAGAUAGGAAAAUGAGCUUGCGUUACGGAUGUGACAAAAAUGGACACAAGUUUUUGGGAGACCACACACUUUGUAAAAACUCUGUGAGUUGAAAUGCACAAUCCAGAAAUAAUAAUAUCCACCGAAUGUUGAAGGGUUGGCACUCCUAAGAAAAUAUAUAUAUACAUUUAAUUAAUUUUCAUUUUCACAUAAAUGGGGAAAAAACAGCAUUACGGACGUGACAGUAGUGAAAGCAGCAAUUACAUCAUGAGGGGAAACCAUCCAAAACACUUUAAAAUCUGCAUACUUCAACCUUAAACUUCAACUAAAGGGUCAGGAUCAAAAGUUCCUCUGAUUCACAAAUCAUGACCGUCACUCUGUGUCAAUCCAAGCAGGCGAUCCAGGCCGUUUAAAUUGUCAGGAGAUUGCUGCUGCUCGCACUGGAUCCGCAUGAGUGCAACUUCAAGGAGCCCAUUAAAAUGCUGCCACUAGAGGCUAUAUACAUAGGUAUGAUGAAAAUAAGGUGCUUUUCAAACUGUUCGGAGACCAGAUUCAUUAAACAGCUGUUAGUUAAGCCAUUAACUGAUUAGGCAGCAAGGUAGCAAGUCAGCUGCCUACUUUUUUGGAUGCAGCCCAAGGUAAAAGCGCUUCACGUGUUAAAGUAAAUGUCUUAUCCAAUAUGCACUGUAUGUACAGUUGGUUUGAUUCGGCAUUUCUUGAGUAAAUGCGAUUGUUAAUGCACACAUGCCAUCCAUGGUUGCUGGACUACUGUGUGUACUGUUAUUUCCUUCUUCCUAAUAUAUUAACAAUUUCUUCAUGUGCAAACUAAACAGAAAUCUGAAGAAACUGCUAUCUUCCAUUUAAAAUACAAUAUUAUUUUUGAGUUUUGUGUGAAAUUGAGUAAAUAUAAUGCUAAAUAAGAGUUUAUACAAUUUUAUGUUUGUUAUUUACUAUAUUCAAUUGUGUGAUAUAUCGGCAUUGUAUCGGCCUAGCGGCCACCCUGCUCUCUGGAUAUCGGCAUCAGCCAUUAAAAAAAACAUAUCGGUCGACCACUACUGAAAUUAAUGGUUAUCAUAUACUUUUGAGUGUUCAUAUUCUCUUCACAGUAUUCUAAAGUUCUGGUUUCACGAUGACCUGCUACUGAAACACUCAUCAAUUGAAAGAUGACUGUUGAGAUAUAUAAAAAUGUAUAUAAAAUAUGCUAUUCAUAUUUUAAUCAUUUAUAAUGACUGAUUCAACUUGUAUGCCUAUAUUUGAAAUGUAAUAUUUCAUGAUUCAAGCAAUGGUGGAAAACACCAUUGUAUGCAAGAAUGUGUUAGAUAGCACUUUAAUAAGCCUGUGAGGGAAAACAUUUAUUUAGACAGCCUAGUUAGAUAAUGUAAUUAACAGCAUGCACACAACACACCUUACAGUGAUUAAAAGAUUUCUGCUGCCAUUUUCAAAUGCCAUUAUUUAUUUAUUUACUUAAUUAUUUACACUGCUUAUUACAGUUGUGUUUUGUUGACAAAUGUUGCUUUAUUUCUGUACUAUGGUCAAUAAAUGAAACACCCAAGGGUC
This is a messenger RNA of Myxocyprinus asiaticus (Chinese sucker), 6315 nucleotides long. RefSeq names its product apical junction component 1 homolog. The coding region runs from base 248 to 3433 and encodes 1061 amino acids. Lineage: Eukaryota; Metazoa; Chordata; Actinopteri; Cypriniformes; Catostomidae. Gene Ontology annotation, biological process: cell-cell junction organization. Gene Ontology annotation, cellular component: plasma membrane; apical junction complex. The record is from RefSeq and is a predicted model, not a curated record. The transcript is spliced from 2 exons.